Paramecium octaurelia is the source of this 1472-nucleotide messenger RNA. The record is from the annotation of a GenBank genome assembly. Lineage: Eukaryota; Ciliophora; Oligohymenophorea; Peniculida; Parameciidae.
AUGAAGAAAUAUAGUCUAAAGUUCCUUGAUGUUUAAUCUGAAUUACAAUACUAAUCAUAGAGAAAUCAACAUUUUAGAAUGCCUAUAUUUAAGAUUGCCCAUUUUGGGAUGCUAAUUAUCAGCAUAAUAAAGCUUAUUCUAAAUUUUUAUUACUCGCUCUAUAGUGAUAUACCUGCAAUCGUAGCUACAUAAAUUUAUAUUAUCUUGUCACUUAUAUUAGUAAAUUAUAAAAGAGCAUGUAUUCAAAUUGCCUUACUUUUUUUCAACUACUCCUUGAUGGCCUAUGAAUAGGUACUGAUGAAAAAUAUUUCUCUUGAAGCUCUACCCUUAUUUAUUAAUAGCUUUACUAUUUGCAAUAUACUUAUAAUUUUAGUGCUAGAUGUUUUCGAGUCAUACUUUUUAAUUGUUACUACUUUCAGCUAUAAACUAAUCAAUACAAUUUUAAUAGACACACAACGUUCUUAUAACAUAUACGGAGCCACAUUCAUUUUAAUUUUAUUUUUAUGUUAUUGCUCGAGAAGAUUAAAUUUUCAGAGUCGUAACAAUUUUCUCUUGAGCCAAAAGGAUAAUUUGUGGGGUAUCAUUUCUUAUUUAAUUCAUUAGAAAAAAUAUUGCCUAAAAUAGUUAAUCAACCAUUCUUAUUGUUUUCUUUCGAUGAUGAAAAACUCGAAUUUUAGCAUAAGUUAUCAAAAUCCCUAAAUUUUUAAUGUAACAACACUAAUGAGCUUAAGAAUUUUCUCCGAACAUCUUUUCAUCAAUCGCUAAGUUUGGAGGAUUUCUUUUUUAAAUAGAAUCAAAGAAUCUCUCGCAAUGAAUAAGGAUCAAACACUAUUAUGAUCAGUAACAAAAAAGUACAAUAUCCAAUCACAUAUUCAAUCUUUUAUUAUUAGCAACCGAUUAUUUUAGUUUAAUUUACUGAAGAUAUAUUGAGAAGUAGCUCAAAAUAAAUUUAGUCUAGCCCAACGAAAUAUAAACAGGCCUAAUUUAAGUUAUAUUAAUUCUUUUUUUAACACCUUCAAAAAUCUAUUAGUCGUAACGACUGUCAAAGCUUAAGCUUCCUAAGAAAUAUAUGCUAUAAAUAGAUAUUAAAUUAUAAAUUACUAAAAAAUAACAAAUUCAAUAUAUCCGAAUAGAAAUUGGAAUCUCUUAUUUAACAUGUUUAAUAACUAUUUUUAUAUAAAAAAAUAUCAGUGGUCUAUGAUUUGUAACAACUCUCAAAUAUCAAGACAUUGAAAUAUCAUUUUUAUAGAAUCUUAUUCGAAAUAUUUUAAGGAUGUAAUAAAAGAGGCUCUAUUCAUGUAAAGAAUAAUGACGUUUUUCUGUAAUUUUCAUAUGUUGGAAAACACUUAAAUUAAGAUUGCAAAGAUUCAUUAUAAUUUGCGAUCAAGUACCUUGUAAAAAAUUAGGAUAGAAGAGGCAAACAUGAAAUUCUAUUGCAAAUUUAUUAAGAACCAUUAGUACCCUUUUUAUGA